UACCACGGUGACCCAGUGUCGAUACUUACGAAUAAGAACGCCACACAAACAUCAGGCAACAAAUAAACAGACGACAACGAGCUCCAAAGAAGAAGCAGCUGGAACAAAGUGGAGUUAAUAAAAGCAGCCUCUAGAGAUGGACAAACAUGACGAGUUCGAGAGUUUUUUGAAGAAUGUUGACGAAAUAAGUGGGCUGGUGAAGGAUUUGAACUCCUCUGAUGUUGAAAUCAGGCAAAAAGCAAUGGAGGAAGCUGAUUGCUACAUUGCUGCCUUGGAUAAAUCCAGCAGAACUCAAGUUAACAAGACUACAAUCAACAUACGGCCUCCACUCCAGCCUUCUUCUAGUCCACAGAGUGAAUGUCCAGCUAGUUUCAUGAAAAUGAUAGAGAAUGAUGCUGAAGACAGGAGACUACGGCGGGUCGCUAAAGAAAAAAAGGCACUCGCUCUCAAAGGCAAGGGGAAUGAAGCUUACGCCCAAGAGGACUACGAAACGGCUGUGAAGUAUUACAGCGACGGCAUGGCUGAAUUACGGGACAUGCUGCAACUGUACACCAACAGAGCACAGGCCUACAUCAAGCUAGGGAAGUACAAGGAGGCCAUCGGUGACUGUGAGCGGGCCCUGAAGUGCAAUGAGAGGUGCACAAAGGCUUACUUGCACAUGGGCAAAGCACAUCUGGAACUGAGGGAAUAUAAUGAGUCAAGACAUUGCUUUGAAAAGAUAGUGGAAAUUGAACCUGGAAGAGAGACAAUGAUGAAAGAAUACCUGACCCGGGUAGAUUUGGAGGAGAAGAGAGAGACUCAGGAGAUGAAUGCAAAGCAAGAGUUUGACAAGGGAGAGGGGAAGGGCACAGCAGUGCCUCAACUGCUCGAGAAGCUGUCAAGGCCUGGUCAGAUCCCUCUGUUUUACUGUGGAGGAUUACAGAUUCUGCUGGAAACAGUUAUUGACUGUACAGGGCAGACCCUUUUCAGACUGAACAAUGGCUUUACUAUCAUCAGCAGCAAUGACACAGUGAGGAGUUGCCUGUUGCAGAAAACAAAGGACAUAAACAGCCAACAGUUAUGUGUCUCUGUUCUGAAAUUAUGGAGGAAUAUCUGUCAUGGAAAUGGUGAAAACCAGAAGAUGCUACUGAGGUGCCCAGUUGCCAGACAGGCCGUUGUUCAUUUGGUUGCAUCUGAGCAAGUUGCAGUACGGAAAGAAUGUUUAGCAUUACUCAGCGUAUGCCACAUGGGAGAUGUUUGGCCAUUGAAAGUCUGAAUGUGCGCA
Messenger RNA from Solea senegalensis (Senegalese sole), 1264 nucleotides. RefSeq names its product tetratricopeptide repeat protein 12-like. The coding region runs from base 137 to 1255 and encodes 372 amino acids. The transcript has 12 exons. Gene Ontology annotation, molecular function: protein binding. The record is from RefSeq and is a predicted model, not a curated record. Lineage: Eukaryota; Metazoa; Chordata; Actinopteri; Pleuronectiformes; Soleidae.